AUGAAAUCGUUUUUUCGAAAACGCUCCAAGAAUGCCAUGCAAUCCUCUCAAACGGAUCAAAGCCAACAUUCCAAAGAAGUAGAUCCACAAGAUCCACAAUCAUCUUCUUCUUCUUCCCAUCAUCAUCAUGAACAUCAUAAUAUUAGUAUUACUCCUGCUAAUCCACAGUCUUCCUCUUCAGAAGCUGCUGAAAAUCAUACUCCGACUCUUUCAUUGAAUUUGGCUUCCAUUCCGAAUAGUGCAUCAAAUGCUGUGAGUAUUUCUCCCUCUUCAUCGUCAUCAUCGGCUGCUGUAUCUCCAUCAACCACGAAUGUAGAAACGUCGGCAUCAUCGUCAGGAGGAGUUCAAAAAGGUGUACCAACUUUAUCCAUUCCUAAUAACAAUCGUUCUUCUCAAAAAACCAUAACAUCGCCUAGAAAUGUAUUUCUCACACCAAAGAAUGCUUCUGUAUCAUCAUCAUCGACUUCACCUCGUCAAUCUCCUACUCCGAGAGUUGGCAAUAAUAGUCAACUGGUACAACAACAACAACCAAAUCAUGUAAUGGUUUUCAACAAGAAACCACAACCUCCUCAUACUGUGCGGCUACAAUUAGAAGAUUUAUUAGCCAUCUCGUACAAGCAAAGAACGCGAAAAGAAACUCUUCACGUACAAAAAUAUAUUUUCAUCAUUGAUUUCUCAUUUAUGGAUUCACCAGAUGUGUACAAUAAUGUCAAGAAGGCAUACAUGUCAUAUAUUCACACAAAAAAUCAAUCGAAUUGGAAUAUGGGCUCUGAGGGUAGUGGUGCCAAUGAUUCAAAAUUUGAAACAGAAGGAAAUAUUGUCACUCUCACGAUUAUGGGCAUUAACAAGAAUUCCAUUCAACCUUUGUGGACCUCUGACAAUGAAAAAUUAUUUGAAUUGCAUUACAUGCAAGGAAUGAUUCGACCUGAAAAUUUCAAAACUUUAAAUCCACAAUAUUUCUUGAGUCCAAAGAACGUUAUUGAUUGUUGCGAAUAUUUAGAUAAUAAUUCUAAUUUUAUUAUGAACUCAAAUCCCUAUGAAGACUAUCAAGAUAUUGUAAAUUUAGAUCAACUUGCUCAAUUCAUUUUGAAAAGUUUACCUGUUUGUGACAUUAAUAUCAUGACUUGCUAUCUCGAAAAAGCGAAUACUCGUGUAUCAAUAUCUCAACUCAUCAUGUACGAAUUAGAAAGACUUCUUCAAAAUUCAACCAAUUCACUGCAUAUUGAUAUCGUGAAAAUGUCUACAAAUUCGGAUGUGGGAGUUUUAUCAGUGCCUCCUCCAUAUUACAAUGGUUCAACAUUUACUGGUAUGAAUUAUGGUGAUCGAGUGAUCUUUGACAAUUUGGAACAAUUUUUGAGGAAAAUUAGACAACGGAAAAAUGUUGACUUUUCAUUUGUGAUUGGCAUUGGAAAGAGUGAUGUUGUCAACACCAAUAAGGAAUUUGAAUAUCAAGUAGCAAAAUGUUUCUCCCUUUGCACUGCCGAUCCAAAAUUAAGAACCUAUUCCAUUUCAUUAUUUGACGAAAUGGCCCAUGCCAAUCCACUCACCGAUUACAUUUAUCAAGUGUAG
Naegleria lovaniensis is the source of this 1569-nucleotide messenger RNA. RefSeq lists its product as uncharacterized. Bases 1 to 1569 code for a protein of 522 amino acids. Lineage: Eukaryota; Heterolobosea; Eutetramitea; Acrasida; Naegleriidae. The record is from RefSeq and is a predicted model, not a curated record. The transcript has 2 exons.